Molecule: messenger RNA, 558 nt
Organism: Haliotis rufescens (red abalone)
Lineage: Eukaryota; Metazoa; Mollusca; Gastropoda; Lepetellida; Haliotidae
Exons: 2
Coding region: 1-558 (185 amino acids)
Source: RefSeq, a predicted model, not a curated record
AUGGGAGCAGGUAUGCAGCUCAACUUAGGGAUGGGAGAAAGUAUGCAGCUCUACUUAGGGAUGGGAGCAGGUAUGCAGCUCAACUUAGGGAUAGGAGAAAGUAUGCAGCUCAACUUAGGGAUGGGAGAAAGUAUGCAGCUCAACUUAGGGAUGGGAGAAAGUAUGCAGCUCUACUUAGGGAUGGGAGCAGGUAUGCAGCUCAACUUAGGGAUGGGAGAAAGUAUGCAGCUCAACUUAGGGAUGGGAGAAAGUAUGCAGCUCAACUUAGGGAUGGGAGAAAGUAUGCAGCUCAACUUAGGGAUGGGAGAAAGUAUGCAGCUCUACUUAGGGAUGGGAGCAGGUAUGCAGCUCAACUUAGGGAUGGGAGAAAGUAUGCAGCUCUACUUAGGGAUGGGAGCAAGUAUGCAGCUCUACUUAGGGAUGGGAGAAAGUAUGCAGCUUAACUUAGGGAUAGGAGAAAGUAUGCAGCUUAACUUAGGGAUGGGAGAAAGUAUGCAGCUCUACUUAGGGAUGGGAGCAAGUAUGCAGCUCAACAUAGGGAUGGGAGCAGAUGUGUAA